AUGGCCGACGGCAGUGCCGCGAACUUGCCACAUGAGACAGCCGAGGAAUGGGCAGCGGCCUUCCAUGCUAAAUUCGACGCUGUUUGCAGGAACUUCUGGGAGCAGUUAGAGAAGAGGGGCUUGCCUCCCGCUCUGAAACCAGCUAAGCUACAACAGCGCGGCAAGAGUCACCAAAGCUUACCACAAGUAUGCCACCAAGGGGGCUCCACUGUACAGCAUGCUGCUAUGCCGCCAGCUGCCCCUCCAAUUCCUGCCAAAUCCACAAUGGGACCCACAUGGAGACUCACCCCGCUGCAAAGGCCGCGACACCGGCGAACAGCACGAUACCGGAGACGCAGACCCCACCAGACACCCAAGCCUGCUCGCUCUCUCCCGAAUAGGAAGAUUGAGGCGCCUAGAGCUCUGCUUGCAAGCGGCAACAUGAGACAUACAGUCCCCCUGGUUUGGGACCGGGAGGUAGCAGCUCACCUACUACACAACAGUGGCAAUCAACCAAGCUGGGGAGCCCACAAACCGGGCUAUCAAACAAACUAUCUUUUGAAACACACCAAGGGCAUCGGAUGA
Messenger RNA from Pelobates cultripes (western spadefoot toad), 564 nucleotides. NCBI's taxonomy places the organism in Eukaryota, Metazoa, Chordata, Amphibia, Anura, Pelobatidae. The record is from the annotation of a GenBank genome assembly.